AUGCAUACAGAAAGUUUCAGAGCUGUUUCUGGAAGAGGUGCAAUAAAGGAGGCAACCAAGACAUCAAGUAUCUAUCCUGGAAGUAAUGUAGAACAGUUGACAGAGGCAACUCAAACAACAGAUGUAAAGAAAAAACUUGAGACACAACCAGUGAGUCUUCCAGAGACUGAUAUGGAAAGAUUAACAGAUACUAUUGGAAGAGGUACAAUAAAAGAGAUUGAUAUAGACAGCUUCACAGAUGCUAUUGGAAGAGGUACAGUAAAGGAGGAAACUGAGGUACAAUCAGAAAUUCAUCCUGAGUCUGAUGUAGAAGUCUCUGUAGAUGCUAUUAGAAAAAGUUCAAUAAAGAAGACAGAUAUACAGAACUUUGUGGAUGCUGUUAGAAGAGGCUCAAUAAAGGAGACUGAUAUGGAAAACUUUGCAGCUGCUAUUAGAGGAGGCUUAAUAAAGGAGACUGAUAUUGCGAUUCUCAUAGAUACUAUUGGAAAUGGUUCAAUAAAGGAGGAAACAAAGGCACAAUCAGAGAUUCAUCCUGGGAGUAAUGUGGAAAGUUUGACAGAUGUAAUACAAGGAACAGGUUCGAAAAGACAACUCAGGAUAGAACCAGUGCCACUCCCAGAGAGUGAUAUAGAAAACUUUACAGAUGUAAUGCAAGGAACAGAUGCAAAGGAACAAUUCAGGACACAACCAGUGAUGCUCCCAGAGACUAACAUAGAAAGCUUUCCAGAUGCUACUGGAAGAGAUUCAAUAAAGGAGACUGAUCUAGAGAGCUUCGCAGAUGCUACUGGAAGAGGUUCAAUAAAGGAGACUGAUCUAGAGAGCUUCGCAGAUGCUACUGGAAGAGGUUCAAUAAAGGAGACUGACGUAGAGAGCUUCGCAGAUGCUACUGGAAGAGGUUCAAUAAAGGAGACUGACGUAGAGAGCUUCGCAGAUGCUACUGGAAGAGGUUCAAUAAAGGAGACUGACGUAGAGAGCUUCGCAGAUGCUACUGGAAGAGGUUCAAUAAAGGAGACUGACGUAGAGAGCUCCGCAGAUGCUACUGGAAGAGGGUCAAUAAAGGAGACUGACGUAGAGAGCUCCGCAGAUGCUACUGGAAGAGGGUCAAUAAAGGAGACUGAUCUAGAGAGCUUCGCAGAUGCUACUGGAAGAGGUUCAAUAAAGGAGACUGAUCUAGAGAGCUUCGCAGAUGCUACUGGAAGAGGUUCAAUAAAGGAGACUGAUCUAGAGAGCUUCGCAGAUGCUGCUGGAAGAGGUUCAAUAAAGGAGACUGACGUAGAGAGCUUCGCAGAUGCUGCUGGAAGAGGUUCAAUAAAGGAGACUGACGUAGAGAGCUUCGCAGAUGCUGCUGGAAGAGGUUCAAUAAAGGAGACUGACGUAGAGAGCUUCGCAGAUGCUGCUGGAAGAGGUUCAAUAAAGGAGACUGACGUAGAGAGCUUCGCAGAUGCUGCUGGAAGAGGUUCAAUAAAGGAGACUGACGUAGAGAGCUUCGCAGAUGCUGCUGGAAGAGGUUCAAUAAAGGAGACUGACGUAGAGAGCUUCGCAGAUGCUGCUGGAAGAGGUUCAAUAAAGGAGACUGACGUAGAGAGCUUCGCAGAUGCUGCUAGAAGAGGUUCAAUAAAGGAGACUGACGUAGAGAGCUUCGCAGAUGCUGCUAGAAGAGGUUCAAUAAAGGAGACUGACGUAGAGAGCUUCGCAGAUGCUGCUAGAAGAGGUUCAAUAAAGGAGACUGACGUAGAGAGCUUCGCAGAUGCUGCUAGAAGAGGUUCAAUAAAGGAGACUGACGUAGAGAGCUUCGCAGAUGCUGCUAGAAGAGGUUCAAUAAAGGAGACUGACGUAGAGAGCUUCGCAGAUGCUGCUAGAAGAGGUUCAAUAAAGGAGACUGACGUAGAGAGCUUCGCAGAUGCUACUAGAAGAGGUUCAAUAAAAGAGGAAAUCCAGGCACAAUCAAAGACUCAUCCUGAUAGUCAUAUGGAACACUUAACAGACACAAUUGGAGGAACAGAUGCAAAGAAAAAACUCAAGACAGAACCACUGAGUCUGACAGACUCUGAUAGAGAACGUGUCAUAGAUGCUACUGGAAGAGGCUUAAUAAAGGAGAAAAUUAAGACACAAUCAACGAUUCAUCCCGCUGGUAAUGAAGAGCACUUUACAAGUCAAGCUGGAAGAACAGAUACAAAUUGGCAACUCAGUGCACAACCACCAACCCUCCCAGAGACAGAUACAAAAAGCUUCACAGAUGAUACUGGAAGAGGUGCAAUAAAGAAGGCUCACACAAAAAGCAUCACAGAUGAUACUGGAAGAGGUGUAAUAAAAAAAGCUGAUAAAGAAACCUUCACAGAUAUUAUUGGAAAAGAUUCAAAAAAAGAGGAAACCAAGUCACAAUCAAGAAUUCAUCCUGGGAGCAAUGUAGAACACUUGACAGAUGCAAUUAGAAGAACAGAUACAAAGGGACAACUGAAGACAAAACCAACUAAGAUCCCAGAGGCUGAUACAGAACACUUCAUGGGUCCUAUUGGGAGAGGUGCUAUACGUAGGGACAGCAAGAUACAGUCAAAGAGUCAUCUUGGAAUUAGUGUAGAACACUUAACAGGUGCAACUAGAAGAACAGAUGAAAAGGGUCAACCCAAGACCCUACCACUGAAGAUUGCAGAGGCUAAUACAGAAUACCUCCCAGGUAUUAUUGAAACAGGUGCCACACAGGAGGAAAUCAGGAUACAAUCGAAGAGUCGUCAUGACCCGGAUAGGGAAGACAUUGUUGGUGUGAGUGGUAGAGUUAUAGCAUUUGAGGAAAUGAAGACACAAUCAAAGAGCCAUACUGGUUUGGAUUUCAGCAAACCCAAGAAUAUAGUUACACAGCAACAAGAUGCAUUUAACAGACACACUACACUGCGAAAAUUUCCAACAAAAGUGAUAAAUUUUUCACCCUUUAAUAAAGAAGAGAAAUAUAAUGAGGAGAUUUUAUUUUAUGUGACUGACUUUUCUGAAACACUUCCUAGAAGAUCUCAUGAUGAGUCAGGCAUUUAUAAAGCCACCCAUUUACCUUCAAUGAAUAAAGAACUUCCAGACACUGAUAUAAAAUAUGCCCCAAGUGUGUUUCGAAGAGGUACUAUAUAUGAAGAAUUCAAGAUACGAUCCAAGGGUCAUCUUGGGAGUAAUGUAAAACACUUGACAGAUGCUGAUGCAAGAAGAGAUAAAAAGAUAAAACUCAAGAGACAAUCACAAAUUGUCCCAGAACACUACGCAGAUGUGACUGAAAGAAGUUUAAAACAUGCUGAAAUGAAGGCAAUAACAAAAUCUUAUCUUGACUCUCUUGCAGAACAAUUCACAGGAGCAAUUAGAAGAAGUAGUACUCUUCGUGGGGAAACCAAGAGACGAUCAAAGAGUCAUUUUGGGAGUAAAGUAGGGUACAUGACAGAUACCGUUGCAAGCACAGUGGCAAAGGACCAUCCCAUGACACAUGCACUGACUCACCCAGACUCUAUUAUAGAACAAUUUACAGAUACAAUUGGCAGAGAUAUUACACAUGGGGAAACCAAGAAAGCAUCAAAAAGUCAUCUUGAACACUACGUAGAUGUGACUGAAAGAGCUAUAAUACCUGCAGUGAAGGAACCAUCGAGGAGUCAUAUUGACAGUCUACUAGAAAAACUCACUGAGAUGAUUGCAAGAGCUACACCUCAUGGGGAAACCAAGAAACAACCACAGAGUCAUCAUGACUCUGUUAUGGAACAAUUUGCGGGUGCAAUUGGCAGAGGUGUUACACAUGGGGAAACCAGGAAAGCAUCAAAAAGUCAUCCUGGCCCUGGUAUAGAAAACUUCCCACGUGCAAUUGGAAGAGGAAAAAUACAGAAUGCAGAAAAGAAGGCACAGCCAAAGGGCCAUCUUGGCAGUGAUAUAGAACACAUAACAGGUGUGACUGGAAGAAGUGCUAUACUUAAGGAAUUCCAGAUACAACCAAAGAGUCAUCUUGUUAAGACGUCUUAUAAAACCAAUCAUAUGCUCACACAGCAUCAAGAUUUACUUGUCAGGAACAUCCCACAACAUCAGUUUCCAACAAAAGUGACAAAUUUCUCACUAUUAGGCAAAGAAGGGAAACCAAUUAAUGCGAUUUUAAACCAGCAAGACGAAGUUAAAAAUACUCUACCGUUUAUGACCUCUACAGCUAAAAAAGGGACUGAUAUAGAAGGCUUCAUGGGUGCUAUUGGAAGAAGUGUAAUACCCAAGGAAAUGAAGGCACAGCCCAAGAGUUAUCUUGGUAAGAAAUAUUUUAAAACCAAACAUAUGAAUACACCGCAUCAAGAUUCACUUGCCAGGGAUGUCACACGUCAAUUUCCAGCAAAAGUGAUAAAUUUAUCACCAUUUAGCAAAGAAGGGCAGCCAAAUAAUGGGAUCUUAAAACAACAAAAUGAACAUACAAAUAUUCUGCCUGUUCUGAUCUCUGCUUUUAAAAUACCUAUCUAUGUAAAGUGUUAAAUACUGCUGCCCUCAAAUCUCCAC
Talpa occidentalis (Iberian mole) is the source of this 4494-nucleotide messenger RNA. RefSeq lists its product as uncharacterized. NCBI's taxonomy places the organism in Eukaryota, Metazoa, Chordata, Mammalia, Eulipotyphla, Talpidae. The record is from RefSeq and is a predicted model, not a curated record. The transcript has 36 exons. The coding region runs from base 1 to 4470 and encodes 1489 amino acids.